AUGUCCAGCCCGCCUCGUAAGCCCGAAAAUGCCGCAACUGCCGCAACGGUGAGCCCCCAAGGUGUGGCCUCUGGGAGUCCCAAUGCCGCCAAUGACGCCGCUACCAGUUGGACAGCGACUGUCAGCCCAUCCUCCUCUUCCGCCGCUGUGACUGGCUCGACCUCCAUAUCUGACCAUGCACGGCCAGCUGCAAGUAUUUCGCCUGCCGUACCAGCACCAGCACCAGCACCAGCACCAGCAACAGCACCAGCAACAGCAUCCGUACCAGCACCCCCCGGCUCCCAAGUGCCAUCCGCAUCCACCCUUUCCUCAUCCCUCGCUAUCAACCAUGUCGACCAAAAUAAUAAUAAGUCACGACCUCCCACGGUCCUCCAGAGAUCCAAUGGCCCGUCCUUACUCUCCCAAGCUCUGGCUUCUGCUCGCGGAAUUCUCUCUUCACACGCCUCCCAACCCCAUACAGAACAACGACGUCCCGAGCAGAAGCCUGCACAUUCUAAUGCACCGAACCGGCCUAGCCCUCCGAGAACCCAAUCUGAUACUCCUGUCGGGCAGCCCCUAAUCGCUCCGCAAGAUGACCAUCAUGAACGGAACGAACAUGGUUCUCUGACCCCGAUUGGCCAAACGGGGCUUGCUGAGGCCUCCAGAGCGAUAUCCGCGCCGUCAUUACCCUCUACUACCCAUCUAGACGGACAAGCUGUAACACCUUCACCUAUCGCCAUGCCCGGAACUAUUAGCUCAACCACAACGCUUAUAGGGAACAGGGAUUUGGAUUUGGGCAUCGGCAGAGGGCGCUCAUUGGAACGCACCGAAAAGGAAAUUUACCUAAGAUUGUUGAACCGCCCUAAGACGCAUUCCGAUAACGUUGGGGACACCGCGUUUUCUCAUGCAGUCGGCACUACCGAUAUCGCACCAUCAUCUACUGGCGAUAAGCCGGAACACUUUUCUGACCCGCGGGCCCAGUAUAGGGCUUGGAGAGUCGACCGUACACUCUCCAUGGGCCCGGAGAAAGCUUGGUCCAUUGGCACUAACGAUAUAAUCGGCCAUCAAGAUGGACAAGUCGAAAAAUCUAUCACGGAGGUGUUAGCCGGGGUUGAACCAACUCGGAGUCGGAAAGCAAGUCACAGUCUACGCUUUUUCAAGGAGGGUCUCCCAGAAGAACAGGGCAGGCGGAGGGAAUCCAAAUCAGUAGGACAUCAGCGAGACAAGUCAUUGCUCGCCAAGGGCUUGGCAGCAGAUGUGAAUCAUCAGAAAUACUCCGACGAUAACAAUAUUAUUCAGUCGCCCGUACCCUCGCCCCAAUCUAUUGACGGCGACCAACCUCCUUCCCAUGCGCCGAGCGUUAAAUCUUUUCCUUGGGGUACGUCAGACGCUAAGUCUGUUCCUUGCGAACCUACUGAACUCGAUUACUUUGGCCUGCAGUUGCCGCCGAAGCAUGUUGCUGAGUCUACUAGAGCAUCUUCUCGAGAACCCUCUGCUCCAAAACAAAGUACUUAUAACGGACCCAAGGGCCCUGCUGAUGUGCCCGAUGAAGGUCUCGGUGAGAUUCGGCGGGAGUCAAGUGACACGGCUGAAGUUGGAGGAGUAGCCGAAGAGGGCGACGAGUCAUCCGAAGAGAAAAUAUCUUCGGCUGUGUUUCUGCCGCAUCAGGGAUUGAAUCAAACCCCGGAAAAUAGAGAUGCUCUCCAGAAGGAUUUCAAGGCUUCGCAGCCUGUCUCCCGCAAACCCCACAGUGAGGAUUUUCACCCUUGGUUGGUAAAGGCGGAUGAGCCUGAAGCUGAGGAUAGAACGAGGGCUGAUGGACCUGACGGUGGUAAUAUCAACCGUAAUAAUGAUCCAGCCCCGCGUGUUGGAGACUUUUCGCGAAUAGAUGAUGAAUGUGCUAUCGAAGAUGAGAUCGAGUCCCCCCAGAAAUCUCGUGAUAUAUCUGCUAGGCCAACUUCCCAGUAUUACGAGGACAUGGUGCACGAUCACCAACAUGAACCAAAAUUACCGCUUGAAGCAAUUGAACUUAUACCCUAUAAGCAUCAGGUUGGUGGCCACACAACCAUUUGGAGAUUUUCCAAGAGGGCUGUCUGCAAGCAAUUAAACAACCGAGAAAACGAGUUUUAUGAGAAAAUAGAAAGAUAUCACCGUGAUCUUCUACCUUUCCUGCCCAGGUAUAUUGGCGUUCUCAAUGUCACAUUCCAGAAACAGCCGCGACGGAAGUCGACGGUCAGGAAAGACGACGGCCAUGCACCAGAAAAGAAGAUAGGCGAGCAGGAUGAGCAGAAGAACAGUCACAAUGGAUCAGCCAGCUUGAGUGCCUUAUCGAGGCUUGACCCAUCAGAUAGGGAAGAUCAGCGUUACCAUCGCAGGAUUGUCAGUCAAUCCCUCCAAUCGUUACAAACGCCGAUUCCCACGGUUACUUUUGUCGAUAACCGUCAUAUUCUGCCUCGAAGUUUACUUCGGCCUGCGGUGUCCGCAUUUAACGGCGAUGGACGCCCUAGAAGUGCAUCCGCCGCUCUAAGCCAGCAAUAUUUACUUGACAAAGGUCUCCAAAUAGGGGACAAAGGCGCUACGAUAUCGAAUCGACCAUCUCUAGAGGACCGGCAUGCUAACAGUUGGGGCGCUACGACUGUUAAUAAAAGAUUACGAAAUGAGGUAUUCAACGACGCCUUUCUAAAGCAGCCUAUUGCAAUACACAAACACCGGAGACCAGCGUCCCAGCAUCGGACAAUCUCUCGUCGCUCAAUGAAACAAGUCGAGCGGCCCAUGACUGCGGAGAGUGUUUUGCCAAGCCAACAAGCACAGGCUACCGGCCACGCUCUACAUUCUCGCGAAGCGAACCCACCAAAGACUCUUCCGCAGCUUCUGCAGACUGACCAUGAUGCUGGCUCCGAUACGGUUUGCUCAACAAUUGAGGGUUUGGAUCAUGUGAAAGAUGUUACGGGAACUAGCGCCCCCGAGCCUGAAACUUUGUCGGAAAAGUUUCCACAGAGGCGAAAACGACGCAACUCGGGAAGUAAACUCAGACGGAAGCCCGAGGAUGUAACGGACCCGCGUGGCCAUCUUAAGUAUUUCGAAGACCCAGACGAAGUUGAAUACAGAAUAGACAGUGAACCGCACGAAGAAUUGCGGGGUCUUGUACAUAAGACAAAUGGGCACAACCAAAAGGUCGACGUAAAUGAGCAUGGGACUGGAGAUGGUUCUGUAUUUCAGUCUAAUCUCUCAUCAGAAGUACCAACCGCUUUUCCGAGCCCAACGAUGGAACUCAAGAAAAUCCCACGGCCGAUUAACCCAAAAGAGGCACAGACGCAGCGCGACUCGAGGGUUGAGUAUUUCCUACUGCUGGAGGAUCUCACUGCAGGCAUGAAACGGCCCUGCAUCAUGGAUUUAAAGAUGGGCACCCGUCAAUAUGGUGUGGAUGCUAGUCCAAAGAAACGCGAAUCGCAACAGCGUAAAUGCGCCAACACGACAUCCAGAGAGCUGGGCGUUAGGGUUUGUGGACUGCAGGCCUGGGAUGCUAAGUCUCAGACGUAUGUCUUCAAGGACAAAUACUACGGACGUAGUCUUAAGGCAGGCGCGGAAUUUCAAAACGCCUUAACCAUGUUUCUCUACGACGGGGUGGAUUAUAGCAGCGUCCUAAGACAUAUCCCGACGAUCCUGCAGAAAUUAAACCAACUUGAAAUGACCAUUCGGAGGUUACGCGGUUAUCGAUUCUACGCGGCCAGCCUGUUGAUGUUUUAUGAUGCAGAUAACUCUGACGAGGGGUAUGAUACGGGUGCUGACGAGUCCACCACCGACUUCCAAACAGAUGCCGAAGAUAUGUGGGAUGCCAGGAGACGCCAAAGAAAUAAGAAGGAGAUCGACUUCAAGAUGGCUGACUUUGCCAAUAGCGUCACCGCGGGUGAUCUGGCAGAAAAUAAACCAUGCCCACCAAAGUAUCCCAAUGAACCAGACCGCGGAUUUCUCCGUGGUCUUACGACCCUUAAGCAGUACUUCUUAAAGAUACAGAAGGACGUCCGCAACGAGCUCGGAUUAGUCACCCCGCGUAGGCAGAGUGAAAUUGGGAAUGAAGUUGAAAGGGACGAUGUCGAGGAGGAAGAAGGAGGAGAAGAAUUUGUCAGCGAGUGA
Molecule: messenger RNA, 4113 nt
Organism: Daldinia caldariorum
Lineage: Eukaryota; Fungi; Ascomycota; Sordariomycetes; Xylariales; Hypoxylaceae
Product: SAICAR synthase-like protein
Exons: 2
Coding region: 1-4113 (1370 amino acids)
Biological process (GO): inositol phosphate biosynthetic process; phosphatidylinositol phosphate biosynthetic process
Cellular component (GO): nucleus; cytoplasm
Molecular function (GO): inositol hexakisphosphate kinase activity
Source: RefSeq, a predicted model, not a curated record